Messenger RNA from Hyposmocoma kahamanoa, 753 nucleotides. Its product is annotated as histidine-rich glycoprotein-like. The record is from RefSeq and is a predicted model, not a curated record. The transcript has a single exon. NCBI's taxonomy places the organism in Eukaryota, Metazoa, Arthropoda, Insecta, Lepidoptera, Cosmopterigidae. Bases 1 to 753 code for a protein of 250 amino acids.
AUGAAGGCUUUGUUAGUGCUAGGAGUGGUUUGCCUGGCAACGGCAUGUGUCGCUCACGAGGCAGCUGAGGACCAAGCCGUAGCUGCCAGCCAUAAAAGCGGCGGUGGCGGCGGUGGCGGCGGUGGCGGCCAUCACCACGAGAGUGGCGGUGGCCACGACCACCAUGCCCAUCAUCACCACGAACACGGCGGCCACGGCCACAAGGGCCAUAAGGGGCAUCAUCACCACCACAAAGGCGACCACGGUCACUACGGCAAACACCAUCAUGGGGGACACCACCAUGCGCACGGUGGCGGUCACAAAAAGCACUGGGACGAACACGAUCACCACGGUGGACAUCACGAGCACGGGCAUCAUCACAAGGGAGGAAAGCACGGCCACAAGUCGCACCAUGAUAAAGGUGAACAUACCGAUGGGUACCACAAGAAGUACCACAAGGAUCACUUUCACAAGGACCACCACUUCCACGAUGGCCACCAUGAUGAGGGUAAGCACCACAAGCACGGCCAUCAUCACGGACAUCACGGGUCUCAUGGCGGCGGCCAUAAAAAGGGCGGUUCACACCACUCAGGCCACCACGAGGGUCACCAUGGCGAUCACGGGCACCACCACAAGGGGCAUCACGAUGAGGGCCACCACGGUCACAAAGGACACCACGGACACGAGGAACAUCAUCAUGGCCAUCACGACCAUGGCAAGAAGGGUGGUCAUGAUGAUCACAAGAGCUGGGGAUUCCAUCACGGCAAGCACUGA